Molecule: messenger RNA, 1002 nt
Organism: Anthostomella pinea
Lineage: Eukaryota; Fungi; Ascomycota; Sordariomycetes; Xylariales; Xylariaceae
Source: the annotation of a GenBank genome assembly
AUGAACCUCGCAGAGCCCGGGAUGCAAUACUCAUCUUGUACAGCAAACGAUGGCUGCACCCUCGCCUACCAGACCUCCCUACCCAUCGCCUCAAGCCACACUGCCACACCCGCAGUGACCACCAACCCGCGCAGCGACUGUCUCAUCCUGCUCCUUCACGGCUUCAGUGGCUCAAGCGCAUACUUCAAGCGCAACUACGCAGCCCUCAGCGCCCAGCACUGGGUCGUCGCGCCCGACAUGCGCGGCCACGGCAAUUCCACCCGCACGCGCGGCGGCUACCACGUGGCGCGUCUCGCCGCCGACCUACGGGACCUCGUCGCCCACCUCCGGCACAGCUACGACGCGUCCGCGCCCUCGACGCUGCACAGCCUGACCAUCGUCCCCGUGGGCUGCUCCAUCGGCGCCGCCGUGCUGUGGACGUACGCCGAGCUGUUCGGGUGCGCCGACUUCGCCGGCUUCGUGUUUGUCGACCAGGCGCCGCUGCAGGACCGCUCCGUGUUCGACGGCUGGGAUGCGUCGAGGGCGCAUCUGGGGUGCUACGACGAGGCGACGACGCAGGCGGCGCAGCGGACUUGGAUCCAUGAUUCCGAUGCUGCGCAUCGCGGUCUGGUGCAGGGCUGUCUUGGCUACCGGCAUGCGCCCGAGUCGGGCGACGAUGUCUCUACAGAGACGAGGAAGCGGGAUGAGGAGUUCUUCGUGAGCAUCAGCGCGCAGUGCGACCAAGAGUGGCUGGCGAGGCUUCUGAGUGAUCAUACGCGGUACGACCACCGCGAGGCGAUUGAGGAGAUCACGGUACCGACAUUGGUGAUGGGCGGGCGGAGAACGGGAUGCUUCCCGCUGGAAGGCAUGGAAGAGACUGUCAAGCGGGUGAACGGCAGACGGCCUGAACUGGCAAAGAUGUCUGUGUUCGACUCGGGGCAUUGGCUGUUCUACGAAGAGCCGGAUCGGUUCAACAGCGAGAUCAUCGAGUUUGUCGAGACCUGCAGAAGUAUAUCGAUCUAA